UAAGAGUAUGACAGUGCAGUGGAGCAGCUACACUGGAGCCAGCUCCUACAAGAUCACAGCGACACCAAAAAACACACCUGGACAACCCGUCUUCGCUCACUUCAGUGGCAACGUCGUGACAGGCUCCGUCAUCUCCCUGUCACCGAACACAAUGUACACCAUGCAGCUCGAAGCCAUGGACAAUGCUCUCAAUGUCCUGAGCAGCGCAGACACAGAGGAUACCACAGCUCCUGAAGUGCCCAGCAUCGAGCAGGCCUACUCUAAAAACAGCGACAGCAUCACUGUUGAGUUCACAGAGGUCUCCGGGGCAACCAGCUACAUCCUGAGGGCGCAGUCUGAGAGUGGUGAUUACUUCUCUGAGAUGGUGGUGGUCAGCUCACCCGGUACCGUGGUGAAGCUCAAGCCCUACACAGACUACAGGCUGAGUGUCAUGUCCGUCAACUCAGGGGGGCGGAGCCAGCCCUCGUACCCCAUCGAGGCCAGGACAGUGGUAAUGGCGCCCCAGCUGAACACCACCUCUCCUAACAACGCUUCCAUUGUUGUGACUUGGCCCCCGGUGGAGAACGCUGUCCUCUACAUGCUCUGCAUCAUUCAGGAGGGCUCCAGCUCCCGGGUCAAACUGAACACCACUGACACCACGGUCAACUUUAAUGACCUUGCAGCAGGGACCACCUACUGUAUCAAGGGCACAGCAUGGGACUCUGAGGGUCGAGCUGGAGACGACCUCACUGUCUGCCAGAUCACACGUCCUCCCAGCCCAGAUGUGACGUUGGUCCAGGUGUCUCCGGGACGGUCGAUUGGGAUCGCUGUGUACUGGUUGUUAGUGCAGGGAGCUGAAAACUACUUGGUCUGGACUUCUAAUGGUCAACACUGUAAUUCAACAUCUGAUAGUUACUGUUCUAUCGUACCAGUGGAGUGUGGCCAGAACCACUCUGUCUCUGUCACAGCCUAUAACAAAGCUGGUCCCAGCAGCCCCUCGCAACCGGCAGACUACAUAACAUAUCCGUGCCCCCCAGAGAACAUCUGGGUGGAGGAGCCCGAAGCAGGCAACUGCUCGGUGGUGUGGGAUAGUGUACCAAUGGUGGAGUACUACAUGGCUUUCAUAAAGAGGGAUGACGGCACUGAGAUGUCGUGUAAUACCACUGAAACCACCUGCCAGUUUUCCUGCAUGUGUGGCUACACCUACCUGACCUCCGUCUUCCCCUACAACAAGGCCGGGUCAAGCCCUUUCGCAGACGUCAGCAACUACACCACCAUUCCUUGUUGCCCACAGGGUGUUACCAUACAGCUAGUUUCUACAGAGACCCUGGAGAUCAAUUGGAUGCCGGUCAAAGGGGCCGAGCUGUACCAGACCAUGGCGGCACAGACUAAUGAUGUGAUCCACUGUAACGACACAGCUCCAGUGUGUGCGCUGUCAGAUUUGAAGUGCGACACAGCUUAUUCUGUGACCGUCACACCUUGCAGCGAGUUACGAGGAUGCAACCACACCUGCACACCACACACACAAAAAACAGGUACAUCAAUUAUCUCUUCUUUUUUUAAUAUGAAAACAGCUCCGUGUGCUCCAGAGAUCCUGAAUAUGACUCAGAGCAACAACUCAACAUACAGAAUCCACAUCACAAUGCCUAACACCCCAAACACAAAUUACACCAUUAAAGCCACCGGACGCUUUGCCACACACACCUGCCAGACAACAAACUCGUCCUGUGAGCUCACACAGCUGCCCUGUGGUUCGUCAUAUGACGUCAUUGCAGUGGCCAUCACAACUGUGGGGAGAAGUCUUCCCGGAUUCAGUAAAACCUUGGAAACAGGUCCUUGCUGCCCCACAUAUGUAAAUGUGACCCAGGUGACCCAGGCUAUGACAAACGUGACCUGGUCACCGGGCAGCGGCGCUCGCUCCUACGUCACCUCCCUGACGUCCCCACGAGGACACGCCAAGUGCCACACUCUGGACACCCACUGCUUGAUGGGAUGCAUCACCUGUGGCACCGACUACAGUGUUCACUUGGAAGCCAUCAGCAGCACAGGACACAAGUCAGAGUGCAAAUAUUAUGGAUUCUCAUCAGGUGCCUGUUGUCCGACAAGUAUGAAGCUCUAUCGCAUGCGAAGCUACUCCCUGCGGGUGUCCUGGCGCUCUCUGGGUCCUCAGACUCACAACCACACAGUAGACCUUUACGGGACGGGAGCCAACUACACCUGCACCGCGGCUGCCGGCAGCAAACACUGCGAUAUCGAGGAGAGAACGUGUGGGGACGUCUACAAAGUAGUGGCAGCACCAGUGGGACAGGACGGGAUCAAAGUCAGCUUCUGUCAACCGAGGACAUACUCCAUUCCCUGCCCAGGAAAUAAUGCUGGCAUGCUGAUUUCUCGCGGAAAACGAAGUGUGGAUUAAUUGCGCCCUUCGGUGAACACCCCCCACCCCAUUACCGUCAAUACUCAGCACAGACAGAAGACUGUAUACACCAACAACAACUGUUGAGACCCAAUCCACCCGAUGGAAUUUCACUCUUGUAAAAGAAUAUCCUGAUUUUUUGUUACUGCUGUUUGGAAAAAAUGCCUUAUAGAGAACGUUAAACUGUUGAAAACAAUAAAAUAUAUGAAA
Molecule: messenger RNA, 2602 nt
Organism: Notothenia coriiceps (black rockcod)
Lineage: Eukaryota; Metazoa; Chordata; Actinopteri; Perciformes; Nototheniidae
Gene: fndc7a
Product: fibronectin type III domain containing 7a
Exons: 13
Coding region: 8-2392 (794 amino acids)
Molecular function (GO): protein binding
Source: RefSeq, a predicted model, not a curated record